CAGCCUAAAUCCUCCUAUGCCCAUUCCUCUUCCUUGGGCACCGCUCUUUGUCUCUAAUGGCGAAGGCGGUGUUUCGCACCCUCGUAGCUAUUGCCUUCAUCGUCCUGAUCAUCAUGGUCUUCCCCUCCUCACAACACGGUCGAGACCGCCGUGGCCUACAUCGUCGUCUUGGGCACAACUUUCCUUUUUCUACUUUCGAUCCUCUAGUUGCUAAAAUUGAGAGGUCGGCCGAAAAAAAUGAACUGGGUGGCCCCGUUAAUCCACUGAAUCUCGAAGAUGUUUCCCUCACCGACGAGGUUGCAGAAGCACGCGAAUAUUUUAGUGAAGGAAAAUUGAACGUAACAUUGAGGUUGAUGGUCUUGUUUCCUUUCUUAGACACGGAACCAAAUGAUGGGGUCGUUAGUUUCAAGGAGCUAGAGGAUUGGAUUGCACAACAAGCGCAUGACAGAAUGAAUUAUAGAACAGAGAGAGAGUUGGCAUUGCGUGACAAAGAUGGUGAUGGAGCCAUAUCUUUCAUGGAGUAUCUACCUCAUUUUUCCAAUGAAGAUAUAGAGAAAAAUGGCAUGGAGCAUGGUGAAGCUGGAUGGUGGAAGGUGCAACUUGAGAAUGCAGAUGCUGAUCAAAAUGGAUCUCUUAGCUUUGAUGAAUUUAAAGAUUUUCUGCAUCCGGAAGACAGUCGCAACGAAAAAGUUCAAAACUGGAUUUUGAGAGAAAAGAUCAAGCUGAUGGACCAGGAUGGUGAUGGGAAACUCAAUUUUGCAGAAUUCCUUGAUCAAGCAUAUGAUAUUCUCAAGAAUUAUGUUUACUUUGAAACUGCGGGGGCUUAUGUACCCACAGCCGAAGAGAACUUUGCAAUGCUUGAUGUGAACAAUGACAAAUUCUUGGCAGAGGAAGAAUUGAAACCCAUACUCCAUUACCUUCACCCAGGAGAACUGUCAUAUGUAAAAUAUUACAGUAGUCAUCUAAUUCGGCAGGCUGAUGAUAACAAAGAUGGGAAUUUAUCAAUUGAUGAGAUGCUCAAUCACGACCAUAUUUUCUAUAACGCAGUCUACAACGAAAACAAUGAAGAUCUUGAUGAAGAUUACCAUGAUGAGCUUUGA
This is a messenger RNA of Juglans microcarpa x Juglans regia, 1100 nucleotides long. RefSeq names its product reticulocalbin-2. Gene Ontology annotation, molecular function: calcium ion binding. NCBI's taxonomy places the organism in Eukaryota, Viridiplantae, Streptophyta, Magnoliopsida, Fagales, Juglandaceae. Gene Ontology annotation, cellular component: endoplasmic reticulum. The record is from RefSeq and is a predicted model, not a curated record.